AUGACUAUAUCUGCAAGGAAAAGUAAAUUCUGCCUGAUCCCCAUCAGUUUGAUCACCAAAUCUUGUAUAGACAUACUAAAUCGAGUAAAAGUGCCCUUUCAUAAAUUAGAUAAUAUAGCUAAUUUAUUUAAAAGCUUAGGCUGCUCAAUCAGCAGGAAUUCCAUAAUUAUCUCUAAACAUUUGCAUCUUAAAAAAUUCAUAUCCAUACAGCCUAUUCCUAAAUAA
Molecule: messenger RNA, 225 nt
Organism: Blepharisma stoltei
Lineage: Eukaryota; Ciliophora; Heterotrichea; Heterotrichida; Blepharismidae
Source: the annotation of a GenBank genome assembly